AUGAAAAUAAGGAAAGAUAAAAUAAAAACACAUGAAAAGGAUUACAAUUAUGGAGGGUUCGAAAAUUACAUGUACGCAAAAGAUGUAAGCAAUGAUGUUAAAAGUUCCUUAAUCGAAGGAGAAAAGCUUACAAACAAAUUUAGAAACAGGGGAUUAACAAGGGAUAAAAGAGCAACUGUCAGCACGGUACUAGAUAAUAGAACCUUACUUGUUUUAAAAAAAUUAAAAGAUAAUUUUCUGAACGAAAUAUAUGGAGUUGUCAGUUCGGGUAAGGAAGCAUACGUUUUCAAUUCUCAUAAAUACCUAAAUGAAGAAGAACUAACGGGUGUCAAGGAAGUAUUGCUCAAAUAUAUGCAGACUACAAGUGCAUUCACGGGAGCAGCAGCGGAAGAAGAAGCAGAAGAAGAAAAAGAAGAAGAAAAAGAAGAAGAGUCUUCUUACAAGGCCCACAUGAAUGAAGGCCAAGUGCAUAUCGAUGGGCAGUAUAGCGACCAGCAGAAUAUGAACAAAAUUCAUAACGAUGAACUAGGUACCGAUGAACUAAGUACCGAUGAACUAAGUACCGAUGAACUAAGUACCGAUGAACUAAGUACCGAUGAACUAAGGAACGAUGAACUAGGUACCGAUGAACUAAAAAAUGAUGAACUAAGUACCGAUGAACUAAAAAAUGAUGAACGAAGUACCGAUGAACUAGGCAAUGUCGGGGUGCAUAACGGCGAACCGCGUAGCGACAUUCAUUUCCCCCAUGAGAGCCUAUACAAAGUGUACCACCUGAGAAAGCACUUAGAAGAAAAAAGGGAAGAAACGGAACUAGAAGAAGACAAGAAUCCGACAAACAUGUCAGGAGAAGCCUACGACAUAAUUGACAAAUUAAGUGAAUUUAUUCCAAAGGAAGGCAAACUCAUUUGGAACCAUUUCGAAAAUAAAAAGAUUGCAAUAUCAUUUGCAACUAAAGUUUAUAAUACGUCUGUAUUGGUAUUUAAAAAAAGGUCCCAAUAUAUAGAGGGAGAAUUUCGAUUUAGAAAUGCAUAUACCAAAAACACCAAUCCAAGGAAAAUGGUAAAACAAUGGUCAGAAAAAGAAUUCAGAAAUUUAAGACGUAUAUUAAUAUGUGGAUUAAGAUGUCCAUAUCCUUUAGUUUUAAAAAGCAACGUUAUUGUAAUGAGUAUGUUAGGUACCCUAGAUACUGCAUGCCCAAAAAUGAAAGACUUAAAUUUUAGUUUGUUAAAAUGGAAAGAAUUGUACAUUGAAUGUAUAUGUAUUUUAAGGCAACUAUAUUGCAGUUGUAAACUUGUUCAUGCAGAUUUUUCAGAAUAUAAUUUACUUUAUUUUUUUAACCAUAUUUAUAUUAUUGAUGUGUCCCAAUCUAUGGAACAUGAUCAUCCGUACUCCUUAGAGUUUCUGAAAAGAGAUUGUUUAAACAUUACCAAUUUUUUUAAAAAAAAAAUUGGCACAUUUCGAAAUGAUAAGCAGGAAGAUACCCAUCAUCUCAAUGCCAUGUUGCACGAGGCUAAGAUUUAUCAAAACAUUACCUUAAAAAAUAGAAACGCGUGCGCGUAUAAUAAUGUCCAGCACAUGGCCGAUGCUUCAAACAAUGCAAACACUUCAAACUCAUCUGAUGUAAUCGAAAGGGGCGAUGAAAAAAAUGGUGAGCAUAGCAAGCGAAGUGAAUUUUUUUACAAUCGCGUGCAAGUACUUCCCCUCAAAACAUUAUUUGAUUACAUUGUUCACUCCAACCCACCAGAAGAUGUCACAUUUUUCUUAGAAAACGACAAAAAGAAAAUAUGUAUAAACCCAUCCGAAAUAAUAUAUCUCCAAUUUUUUGGUUUAGUAAAAAAUACCACUCCUAUACCUAAAUUAAACUUAAAAAGAAUACAACAAAAUAGAAUAUAUUUUGAAAAAUUAAAAAGAGCCACGGGUUAUUACGCAACAAAAUUUGCUGCACAAAAUAGAUCCCAUAUAAAAAAACAUGCUGAUAAAAGUCAAGUAGAAGAACAAAUCUUCUUAAGUUCAUGGAUUCCAUCACAUUUAAACGAAAUAAAGGAUAUCAGAACCAUUGAAAAGGACUUAAAACUUUUGAAAAAGGGGAAAUCAAUAGUUGGUAACUUCAUCUCCUGUAACUAUAAUUCGGAGCAUAAUAAACAUGUCCAAGGCAAUAACACGCACGCGGUUCAUAAAAAUGGUGAAAGAACCCAUAAUUCCGAUGGAAAGAUCGAAGCGGAGGUACUCAGAACGAAUGUUGAUACAACACUACAUGAACAAAAAGCCAUAGUAGAGGAAUGCUUUACGAACAAGUUCUCACAAAAGAAGGACCCAAACAAUUAUGAUAACAGGGAAGAUGUUCGUGAACAGGGAGAGGAUGAUCAUGUUAGAGAGAUUUGUCAAAAAGAUGAAGAUAAAGCAUUAGACGAGUUAAGCCUUGAAAAGGUGUCACAUGCAAAUAAUUUAUCCGAUGCACACAAAUCAGACAUAGACAAUUAUGAAAACAAUUGUGUGAACAGCGAACAGGAGGAAGGCGUUAAGUUUAAAGGAAUAAUUCCUGAGGGAGUAACAAGAAAGGAAUGGAGCAAAUUAGUGAAAGAACAAAACAGGGAAAAAAGAAAACAUAAAGUUCCCAAGUAUCAAAAAAAAAAAAAGAAAAAAAAGACUCAUUUGAAAAAAAAAUGA
Messenger RNA from Plasmodium gonderi, 2667 nucleotides. RefSeq names its product serine/threonine protein kinase RIO1. The transcript has a single exon. The record is from RefSeq and is a predicted model, not a curated record. The coding region runs from base 1 to 2667 and encodes 888 amino acids. Lineage: Eukaryota; Apicomplexa; Aconoidasida; Haemosporida; Plasmodiidae. Gene Ontology annotation, molecular function: protein serine/threonine kinase activity; ATP binding.